Messenger RNA from Spea bombifrons (plains spadefoot toad), 417 nucleotides. RefSeq names its product late histone H2A.L3-like. The transcript has a single exon. The coding region runs from base 1 to 417 and encodes 138 amino acids. Gene Ontology annotation, cellular component: nucleosome. The record is from RefSeq and is a predicted model, not a curated record. NCBI's taxonomy places the organism in Eukaryota, Metazoa, Chordata, Amphibia, Anura, Pelobatidae. Gene Ontology annotation, molecular function: DNA binding; protein heterodimerization activity; structural constituent of chromatin.
AUGUCUGGCCGUGGUAAGAAGGUUGAGAAACCCGCAGCUAGCAAGUCCUCCAAGUCUGCCAAGGCAGGUCUGCAGUUCCCGGUCGGCCGUAUCCACAGAUUCCUAAGGAAAGGAAACUAUGCAGAAAGGAUUGGCUCUGGAGCCGGUAUCUACCUGGCAGCUACUCUGGAAUACCUGUGUGCUGAGGUUCUAGAACUGGCAGGGAAUGCUGCCAGAGACAACAAGAAAUCCAGGAUCUACCCCAGACACAUCCAGCUGGCGGUCAGGAAUGAUGAUGAACUGUCCAAGCUGUUUGAUGGGGUCACCAUUGCUGAUGGGGGAGUCUUGCCCAACAUCCAUGCUACCCUUCUACCAAAGAAAACCAUGAAAGGACAAUCAUCCCAAGAGCCUAAAGCUGUAGAGUCUCAAGAAUUCUAG